AAAAAAAGAAAAAGAAAAAAAAUUUUAAACUCUGCCUCUUCUGUUUUCUACAAGCAAAUUUACAGACAGAGAAAGAGAAAAGAGAAGAUUUGGAUUUCAGAUUUUUCUUUCCGGAUUAGGUAAAACUCGAUGAGGUGUUUGAGAAUAGGUGAAGAAGCGGUGGUGAUGAGUAGAAGAAGCUCUGAGGAAGAGGUUAUGGAGGUGGGGAAAGGAGAGAAACGACGGCGUAUUAUUGAUAGGAAGAGAAACGAAGAAGAGAGAGAAAAUGUUGUUGGAUCAGAGGAGUAUCUUCCAAGGAUGCUGCUUAGGGUUUUGUUGGUUGAAGACGACGAUUCCACGCGUCAGAUUGUCUCUGCCCUUCUUCGGAAAUGCGGUUACACAGUUUCUGCAGUAUCUGAUGGAUUAAAAGCAUGGGAGACUUUAAAGGAGAAGGCUCGAAACAUAGACCUUAUUCUGACUGAAGUGGAGUUGCCACUAAUAUCCGGAUUUGCGCUUCUUUCUUUAGUAAUGGAACAUGAAGUUUGCAAAAACAUACCCGUCAUAAUGAUGUCCUCUCAAGAUUCAAUUAGCAUGGUUUUCAAAUGCAUGUUACAAGGAGCAGCUGACUAUCUGAUCAAGCCUCUUAGGACAAAUGAGCUAAGGAACCUUUGGCAGCACGCAUGGAGAAAGCACAAUUUGCUUCACAGACAGGUGCACUCAACUGCUCCGCCGCAGAAAGCGGAGCCUGCUUAUGAAAAGAUUGCGGCAAGCAAUCCUUCGUGUGAUUACGAGGCUUCUUCCCAGAACACUAAGGAAUGCAGUGAGAAAGGGAGUGUUGCCCAAAGCUCUUGUACAACGCCUUACUUGGAAGCUGAGAGUGAGCAAGUCCAAAAUAUGCAGGACAUUUCACAGAUAAAGUGUGGGAGUGCUUCUAAUUUGAGUAAAAACAACGUGGAGAGGCAUGAAAAAUGUGCUAAAUUGAGUGAAGAAUUGGUUAUAGAUGCCAGUGAGACAGGAGGAAAUUCAAACCUAUUUAAACCAGAGGUUGUAUCCUUCAAUAGAGCUUUUGAGUCCACUGUUUUGAGCUUAAAAGAAGACCACAUUCGUAUUGAGAGACUGCGAGAUGAAAGUGUCCAACCAGAAAGUUUUGAAGCUAGUAAUGCCAACAUUACUGCUGAGAGUCAGAGCUGCUGUGAUGAGCUGGUUAAUCCAUCUACUGGAGCUAUUGACUUGAUUGGUACGUUUGAUGUUCGUCCCCGGUGUACUAGUGGUCCCUCCAUUGUUGAUGUUGAUGGCUUUAGCAACUAUGCUCAUGCUCCGCAAUUGGAACUAUCUCUGAGAGGAAUUUGUCCAAAGGGCUCAAAGAGCCAAGGUAGUGAUGAAAGGCCUAAACUGAACCAUUCUAAUGCCUCUGCAUUUUCAUGGUACAAUAACAGUACUACAUUACAAUCCCUUUUCUCAGCACUUCCUGGCAAACGUAUUGAAUCAGAGGAUGGUCCAAAUAAAUCCGAAGAAUCAUUGUUCAAUCAAUCCUCUGACAAUUUCACCGUGGCUUCUCAACAACAUGAUUCUACAACGAGCAACUCUCAUGACAAUAAUUUGGUUGCAGGCAAAUCUGGCCAUACUGGACUAUCUUUUCCAAGCCCUCAGCUCGGACUGAUUCCAGUAAAAGGUCUAAAUCUUGACAAUCUAUGUUCUGGUUAUAGUCAGUUUUUCCCAUCCUUUUUCUAUGUGCAAUCAAGUUCGUCCCCUAUGUGGAGUCCCGUUUCCGAAAGCCAGGGAGACAAGUCCCCCUUUGCUGUGAAUAAUGCCUCAGAUCAUUCUGAUAUUCACUACUCUGAAGAAACUAGUAAUAAUUCUAUUGGUGGCCAAACCAAGGAAACACAGAGCAAUUUGGAGCUUGAGGAGGAUCUGAAACCUAGCUCUCUAGCUGCUUAUGAGAGCAAUGGUGUUGUGGAUCAUGUUAAUAGCUGUGCACAUGGCAGAAGCGAUGAAAGUGCAACUUCUGCUGAGGCAGAUGAGAAGGCCAUUUCUGCUCUACAGAGUCUGAACGACAAUGGUCAUCUUGUUCAGGAGAGGUUUAGAAGUAUGGAUUCUGUCCGAAUCAGCCAGAGGGAAGCAGCUCUAGCCAAGUUCCGAAUGAAACGAAAAGACCGUUGCUAUGAGAAAAAGGUUCGCUACCAAAGCAGGAAACGACUCGCAGAACAAAGGCCGCGAAUAAGAGGACAGUUCGUGCGCCAAUCGGAAACGGAACACCCUCCAAUUGCCAAUGGCUCGUGACAAUCGUUACUUCCCCUUUGCUUUGUGACAUAACAGCUUGUGUUUUAAAAGCUUUUGGUAACUAAUAGCAGGACGGUAGAGUGACUCAAUUACUGCUGAAGAUGAUUGCAGUUGCAGGUGUAUUUCCUUCGGGUGUCUGCGGCAAAAUGACUCGAUCAUUUUUGCAUUUCUUUUUUUGGGCUUGAAAAUGUAGUGCUGCAAUUAUUCGGUGGUAAUUGUUUGAGUAAAAAUCAUAUGUUAAUACGUUUUGGUGGCACCGCAGAUAACCCAAAGUAGCUAGUAGAUUAUUGCUUUGAUUGUAAGAUAAAUAUGUUUUGUGAGCUUCAAAUUGGAUACAAGAGUUGAAUGGUAUCUUAAGAAGCAUAUCAAAAUCUGUUGUUACAAUGUGGCUCCAUUACUUUGCCUUUUAGCUUGGCAGCGACGUGUGUGUAUGUAUAUAGUAUGUAUACGUAUAUAUGUCACGUUACCAAAAUAUUUCUGCCUUUUGAUUAAAUUUUGGAGCAUGUCAUUGAAUUAGGAGA
Morus notabilis is the source of this 2780-nucleotide messenger RNA. Its product is annotated as two-component response regulator-like PRR95. The coding region runs from base 130 to 2259 and encodes 709 amino acids. The transcript is spliced from 9 exons. Gene Ontology annotation, biological process: phosphorelay signal transduction system; cytokinin-activated signaling pathway. Gene Ontology annotation, molecular function: protein binding. Lineage: Eukaryota; Viridiplantae; Streptophyta; Magnoliopsida; Rosales; Moraceae. The record is from RefSeq and is a predicted model, not a curated record.